CGGAUAAAUUUAAUCGUGACCGCUUGCUGCAUUUGGGUUAACAUCGAUCGAAAGUCCUCCCGUGCCGGUUCUUCGAGACGUUUAGAGAAUCGGAAAAAGGGCACGGGAAUAUGCCCUGCGUCGGGGAUCUCACGUCGAGAUUCUCGAUUCACAGUGAUUCGAAUACCCAUCCGUGCCGUUUAUGGUGAAUGCACCAUAUGUAUUCGUCGAAGAAAGGUGACCCCCUUUGCCCCCUCGGCUUCCAUCCCCAAGUACGAUGGCCGACCCGUUGCAAAAGAUGCUUCAGGGAUUACAAGGAACACGGGGGUAAGAAAGAUAGCCUGAGGGACAUCACAUCGUCCACACCCAGUCUUUCGUAUGAGCAAUCCUCGGGCCGUUCCAAUGAAAACGGUAGAAGAAUUUGGUCGUCCGCGACGAACCUGGCGAAAGAUGAUCAGAAAACCACCACAGAAUCGCCGUCGUCCGCGGCAGCCGGUUGGACGUCACUCAUGGAUCUUUCUGCUAUCGACAAAGAGGAGGAAAGAAUGGAAGCCAGGAGGAGGCCAUCGAAAUUGCAAAUCAAGGAGGUCAUAGACAACAGUAACGAGAGCGCUUCGGAAAACGAUGUCGAGUUCAUAAUUCAGGUGAAGAAAUCACGGACCGGUCAUAUGAGAAAUUCCGUGGAAAAUGACGAUCACCGGAUGGAAGAGAGCGAGACGGAGAGAUUGCGGACGCAACUGUUCGAAUUACAAGCGCGAUGCGAGCGAGCAGAGAAAGAGAAAAGCGAGAUCCUGAUGAGAAGGUUGGCCACCAUGGAAACGAUAUCGAGCAAAUCGUCGCCGAACGAAGUGCAAAAAUUACAAAAGAAAAACGAAGCCCUGACGCAAGAGAAAACCAGCUUGAUGACGAAAAUCCGAGAGUUAGAGAAAGAGGUGAACACGAAAGCGUUCAGGGGCGAAAGGGAUCGAGAAAAGGAUGAUCUACGAUCGAAAUUGAAGGCGGCCGAAAAUCUGUGCGAGACGUUAAUGGACGAGAACGAGGACAUGAAAAAGGAGAUCCGACAACUGGAGGAAGAGAUCUACGAGCUACAGGACACAUUCAGGGACGAGCAAGCGGACGAGUACGUCCGUCUGCGAAAAAGUUUGGAACAGUCGAAUAAAAAUUGUCGAAUUUUAUCGUUCAAGCUGAGAAAGGUCGAGCGUAAGGUCGAGGAGUUGGAGACCGAAAAAACGUCCCUGGAGAAGAGAUACGAUGAGGUGAAAAAGAUCGAGGAAACAUUGCAGAAGAUUAAAAGCGAAUUCGAUAAUAGGCCUCAGAAGAAGGCGAGCGAUCUCGCGACUAGAGUGCAACUGAAGAAGCUCGUCGACGAAUUGGAGAAAGAGAUAGGCGAUCUGAUGGUUGUUUUUACAAAUAUUUCCGAGGGCAAGGAUAUGGACAUUCAUGAUAUGAAAUCGAAAGAUCACGCCAAAUACGAUAAACUCUUGAAGGAUCACGAAGCGCUGAAAGAGAAAUUCGAUUCCCUGACCAAAGAGUUGGCCGACGAGAAGGAGAAGAAAAAAGCACAGCCAAGCACAAAAUUAGACGAGAAAAAUUCCGAUCUACAGAACACGAAAAAGAAAUUAGAAGAAGUCGUGACCCUGAGGGAGGUCGAGAGGAAGGCAUGGGACCAGGAGAAACAAGGGUUGUCCGAGGAGAAAGAGAAAUUGAAGUCGAAACUUCUGUCGCUCUCUGCGGAGAAACUAAAAGUUUACAACGAGGCUGUUCAAUUGAAGAAAGACUUGGAGACUGCGAAAUCGUCAGAGAAGGAAGGAGCGAAACUGGAGAAAACGAUAAAUGAAAUGAAGAAGGAACUGUCGCAGGAACGAGACAGGUGCAAGAAGUUGCAGGACGAUUUGUCUGCGUACACGGAAAGGGAGUCGAAAAUGACGCAGUCUAUUUCUUCUGUCGAACAAACGAAGGCCAAGCUGGACGCUGAAGUGAAACGAUUGAAGAAAGAACUGGAGAACACAAAAUCCUCAGACUCCACAAAAAUAAACGAUCUGACCACGGAACUUACGGAGCUGAGAAAAGAGAAGGAGAAACUUCAGUCACAAAUCGACGAGGAGAAACAAUCGAGGGAAACGGAGGUGUCCACGCUGAAGAAAAAAAUCGGUUCGUUGGAGAAGACCGGGCUGAACGCGAAACGGAUGAACGAAAUGCGUCAGACGUACAACGAGAAGAUUUUAAAUCUGGAGAACGAGCUGAAGAAAGGCCAACAGGAGUACGACAACUUGAACGAGAAGUACAAUGAACUUUGGAAGCUGAGGAAACAAUUCGAAGAGGACAACGAAUACCUCAAUAACAAACUGCGAGAACAGAACAUUGAAUUAAGCGGCAUCCGCAAGGAGCUAGAAUCGCUGCGACAAUCCACAAAACUGAAAGAAAGCGAAUGGAAAUCAGAGAAAUCUACGUUAGAGAAACGCGUGAAAGAGAGCGAGUUACCGAACAAAGCUCAGAUAACAGACCUAAACAACGACAUCAGCAACUUGAAGAAGGAGAACAAUACUCUCGUCUCGCGGUUAGAAGACUUAAGGAAAGCGAAUGACGAUCUCUCGGACAAACUGAAAGAUUACGAAGCUGUGUCGAAGAUCCAUCAGGCUCUGACGCCGGACACGAACGCCCUCGAAUCGGAAAUACGAAAGCUGAAGAACGCGUUAGAGAACAUGGAGAGGGCGAAGAAGGCGGAUCUGGCACAGUGUAAGUUACGUUACGAGCACAGGAUCACCGCCAUCAACGACGAAAUUCAAACGAUUCAGAACCAGCUGUCCCGAUACAGACGGGAACGGGACACGUACAAACGUAUGCUCGAGGGCGCCCAAAAAACGAUCGGGGAUCUGAAGUCCGCGAAGGGCAGACAAUCGAACGCGUCGUCUGGAAAGUCUGACGAGGAGGAAGAAGUGUCUGGUACCAGCGUGCUGGUGCUCGAGAGGCAGAUCCAUAACCUGGAGGAUGAACUGUCGGAGGCGCGAUUGGAAACGUCCCGAUUGAAAGCAGAACUGGUGUCCGAAAAAUCGGCCAGUCACGUUAAAGUAUCGGAACUUCAAUCGCGAAUUAACGAGCUGGAGGAAGAACGAAUGCUGACGAGUGGUAGAACAAAAAUACCAGGUCUCAAAGUUCGUAUGGAGUUGGCGUGGCAGAAGGAGAGGGAAGAGCAUCAGAGACUGUUGCAAGAAACGGCUACGUUGGCAAGGGAUUUGCGACAAACCCUAUUCGAAAUCGAGAGAGAACGGUCGAAGGAACGUUUGGAGAACAAGAGACGGCAGGACCAACUGAAGAAGGUGUACGACGAAGAGAAGGAGGAGAGCAGGAAGAAAUUACUGGAGUUACAAUGCGAUUUGCUCGAGCUGAGGGACGCUCACGCGAAAUUACGUACCAGCAACGAGAAAAUGAGACGGGAGAAAGAACGUCACGAGAAGGAACGGGAGGAACUGAAAGAGGUGAUCACCAGAAAAUCGAAACAAGAACAAAUCGAGCUACGGAAUAUCAAUGUACUGCUGCAACAAGUGAACGAUUUAACGAAACAUUUGCCCGAGUUGAACGGCAUCGCUGAAAACGGAACGUCGAACGCUUACACACCCACUCCACCCAGGCGAUUAAAGGGACCAAAGUCGAGGGAGUCGUCGCCAAUGUUGGACUCGAGAGGGGACGUAAGAGGAUCAAAUUCACAACUCGCCGAAAGAACAGACAAGUUGGAGUACACUAUUAAAAAAUUGAUGGACGUAGCCAGAGAGCUGAAGGAAUCGAAGAAAGCCGCGGACGAGUCUACCGUGACGCGAUUAAAGAAACUUGGUAAAAGAUCAACAUCCGUGGAAAGUGAUCCUGGAAAGGGUAUGACAACGGCACGCUCCAAGCCACGUUUGCAGAGGAAGAGUUUAUCUUUGGAACAGACAUCAUCACGGAACGAAGAGUCACAGCGUAUAUGGGGCACCGAUAGCAAUAUGUCUAGUUUGCAGUCGCUAGAAGGUUCGGAUAUCGAUGGACGAACAAUGAGCUUGCAGAGAGAUUCCAGUGUCGAUAGCCGCCUCUCAACUGGUUCCACAAAAAGCGAGAUGUUGGAACGAGACAAGAAGCACAGUAAAGGCAUCAUGAAGAAGAUCACGAAUAAAUUAACCAAAUCGGCCAGUGUAGACAAUCCAAACGUUUCCAUGGAUCACUCCCUUCAGACAUCCGGAUCUGAAACGAGCAUCAACGAGAAGACUGAAAAGAAAAAUCUGAAGAAGAAGUUAACGGACAUGUUUAAAAGAGGUUCCAGAAGCAGCAGUGUCGAGAAGAAGCUGAACUCCACGAAUCACAGCAGACCACCGUCGAGGAACUCUACAACAUCGAACAAGUAAUAUUACAACAUCUUUAUACAGCCAUUCUUUUACCACAGUAUAACCUUAUGUAAGUGUCGGCACUAGCAUCAAACGCCACUACAAUUGAAAAGAAAAGAUUGCUCAAUUUUAGAGUAUCAGAGCAUAUACACGAGAAGAAAAUACGAAAUAUAUUCUUGUACAUAUCGGAUGUGCUUUUACUAAUUGUAAUUACAGGACAUGUAAACGGUAAUUACACGAGCAUUUUCAAACGAUUCAUUGAAUGUACACACGAUGCUGCAAAAUAUGAAAGAACACGCAAUAAAGGAACAAUGCGCCUGUUGUUAU
Molecule: messenger RNA, 4658 nt
Organism: Dufourea novaeangliae
Lineage: Eukaryota; Metazoa; Arthropoda; Insecta; Hymenoptera; Halictidae
Product: trichohyalin
Exons: 30
Coding region: 189-4352 (1387 amino acids)
Source: RefSeq, a predicted model, not a curated record